Vigna umbellata (rice bean) is the source of this 1607-nucleotide messenger RNA. The record is from RefSeq and is a predicted model, not a curated record. Lineage: Eukaryota; Viridiplantae; Streptophyta; Magnoliopsida; Fabales; Fabaceae.
CUCAGUGGUAGUUAUAUACUCCCCAGUGCCCAUAGUGUUAUUAUCUUGUUUAACGUUUUUCUCUCAUCCCUUGCCUUUUUCCUUAGUGUUUGUUUUCAAGUUUUUGUGGUGUUUUUUGUCAAAGGGUGCAAUCUUUAAUUUCUUCAUGGAGGUUUCUAAGAACAGUGGUCUAGAAUAAGGACGAUAAGAAAAAUAAAAAUAAAAAAAUUAUCUUCUUCGUAUUCUCUGCAUCCUUGUUUGUAAAUCCUUAUGUGGUGAGCCUCGGGUUUAUCAUUGACGAAACUGCCAGUCCCCGUAGUGUUAUUUAUUUAAUCUGUUAUGAAGUUUGCGUUUGGUAUUUAAGAAGGUAGAGUUAAGGAUAUUAAAAAUGGACACAAAGGUGAUUUCUUCCGGAGUCCAGCACUCAAAUCUGCCGGAAAGUUACAUCCGACCGGAAUCAGAGAGACCUCGUCUGAGCGAAGUGUCGGAGUGCGAGGAUGUUCCAAUAAUCGAUUUGGGUUGUGAAAAGAGAGGUCAGAUUGUGCAGGAAAUCGGCGAAGCGUGCAGAUCGUUUGGGUUUUUCCAGGUGAUUAAUCACGGGGUGGGUGUAGAAGCGGUGAGGGAAAUGACAGAGGUGGCUCAUGGUUUCUUCAAGUUGCCCGUGGAGGAGAAACUGAAGUUGUACUCAGAAGACCCUUCAAAGACAACAAGACUCUCCACUAGUUUCAAUGUCAGGAAAGAGACUGUCCAUAAUUGGAGGGAUUAUCUCAGACUUCAAUGCUACCCAUUGGACAAAUAUGUGCCUGAAUGGCCUUCUAGUCCUCCCUCUUUCAAGGAGAGCGUGAAAAAGUACUGCGAAGAGGUUCGGGAAUUAGGGUUGAGAAUACAGGAAUACAUAGGAGAGAGUUUGGGGCUGGAGAAAGAUUACAUAAAGAAUGUUUUGGGUGAACAGGGGCAACACAUGGCGGUCAACUACUAUCCACCUUGCCCCCAACCAGAACUCACUUAUGGGUUACCGGGUCACACCGACCCGAAUGCACUCACAAUUCUGCUCCAAGAUCUCCACGUUGCCGGUCUUCAAGUUCUCAAGGACGGAAAAUGGCUCGCCGUUAACCCCCACCCCAAUGCCUUCGUCAUUAACAUCGGUGAUCAACUCCAGGCUUUGAGUAAUGGGCUUUAUAAGAGUGUAUGGCACCGUGCUGUUGUGAAUGUUGAUAAGCCCAGGCUUUCUGUGGCUUCAUUUCUUUGUCCGAACGAUGAGGCUUUGAUUAGCCCUGCAAAACCACUCACGGAAGAUGGAUCUGAAGCCGUAUACAGAGGAUAUACGUAUGCUGAAUAUUAUAAGAAGUUUUGGAGCAGGAACUUAGACCAAGAACACUGUUUGGAACUUUUCAAAAACAAACGCUCAUGAUUUCUGGUGUGUCCAUAUGGCUGCGUGACUGAACUGCUUAUUCUUUUGUGUCAGACGCUCAUCGUGCUCUAUUUGAUUUAUGGUAGGAAGACAGAUGUGUUAUGUAAUAUUCAUAUAUUGAACCUUCCGAAUUUCCUAGUGCUACUCAUCUACUUGGUCUCAUAGAAGUGCCAGGGAAAUGUAUUUUUAAGUUUAGAAUUGUAUUGUCGCCGUUCUC